Molecule: messenger RNA, 1063 nt
Organism: Thalassophryne amazonica
Lineage: Eukaryota; Metazoa; Chordata; Actinopteri; Batrachoidiformes; Batrachoididae
Gene: ube2al
Product: ubiquitin conjugating enzyme E2 A, like
Exons: 6
Coding region: 131-589 (152 amino acids)
Biological process (GO): proteasome-mediated ubiquitin-dependent protein catabolic process; DNA repair; protein polyubiquitination
Cellular component (GO): HULC complex
Molecular function (GO): ubiquitin conjugating enzyme activity
Source: RefSeq, a predicted model, not a curated record
CGAAACAGAGCUGAGCUGGAGGAUUAUCAGGGUGACGGAAGAAGAGUCGGCUUUCGGUUGUAGAAAUAUUUAUUAUUAAUAACUGUAGUCAUUUGGUUGUUUUGUUCCGACGCGUAUCGCAGUUUAAGAAAUGUCAACCCCUGCCAGAAGGAGACUUAUGAGAGAUUUUAAGCGGUUACAAGAAGAUCCUCCAGCUGGUGUCAGUGGUGCCCCAUCUGAAAACAACAUUAUGGUCUGGAAUGCUGUCAUAUUUGGCCCUGAAGGAACGCCUUUUGAGGAUGGUACCUUUAAACUUACUGUAGAGUUCACAGAAGAAUACCCAAACAAACCCCCAACAGUACGAUUUGUGUCCAAGAUGUUUCACCCAAAUGUUUAUGCAGAUGGUAGUAUAUGUUUGGAUAUCCUGCAGAAUCGUUGGAGUCCCACUUACGAUGUGUCCUCUAUUCUUACAUCCAUCCAGUCCCUGCUCGAUGAACCGAACCCCAACAGUCCCGCCAACAGCCAGGCAGCUCAGCUUUACCAGGAGAACAAGCGGGAGUACGAGAAACGAGUUUCUGCCAUCGUAGAACAAAGCUGGAGAGACAGUUGACCUGAACAACCCCAAAGUUGCUGUGUGCUGCAACCUUUACCACAUUUUUUUGGACACCUCACCUUUUUGAUUUAAGAUUUUAUGCACUUUACCUUCAACUUUUUUAUGAUUUCUUACACAAAGGAUUUUUUUUUUCUCCUUCUUUAUAAUCCUUUUUUCAGUCUGCUGGAGGAAAUGUGCUGAAUCUUGCCUUGAUAUUUUCUUCUGUAUGGACUCGGGAUCGUCAAUGAAGAAUUUUGCUUCUUGUUGCGAUGUGUCUCUGAGCCACUGCUGUUUUUUCGUCGGGUUGUAAUUUGAUUUUUUUUUUUUUUUUUUUUUUUUAUGUAAAUUGGGGAAAGCACCUCAUCACUAUGAUACAGACUUGAUUAUUUUUUAUUAUUUUUAGCCUUUGUUGUGAACUGUUACAAGCACAAGUCUUUUCACCUUCCUGUUUGGUUCUCGUGUAUAUAAAGGAAGUUGUAUCCCACGUGUUGU